Lodderomyces orthopsilosis Co 90-125 is the source of this 1140-nucleotide messenger RNA. RefSeq lists its product as uncharacterized. Gene Ontology annotation, molecular function: 3'-5'-RNA exonuclease activity. The transcript has a single exon. Lineage: Eukaryota; Fungi; Ascomycota; Pichiomycetes; Serinales; Debaryomycetaceae. The coding region runs from base 1 to 1140 and encodes 379 amino acids. The record is from RefSeq and is a predicted model, not a curated record.
AUGGCCGACGAAACUACUCCAUUAACUGGACAUCCUAAUGGGCCCCACGUGAGCCCAACUUCCAAAGCAAAGAGUCUACUUGGAUCCAAACCCGCUAAAAAGUUUACCUAUUUUAUUAUACCCACUGUCUUCAUUUUCUUUCUAGUUUACAGAUUCUGUCAAUUUGAAACCAAAAUUGCAUCUACUUCCUUACUUGGUCCUUCAUUAACCCUUAGAUUAUACACAAACAAUAUCAGAUACGAUAAUAUCAAGUAUCGUGACCCCCAUGAGAAAUUAUGGACGAAACGUCGGGUACAAAGUAUCAACUCGAUGGAGUUUAACACUGCUAUUGGACAUGCUAAUGUGAUAUGUUUACAAGAAGUGCUUGUUAAUCAAUUACACGAUAUUUUGAAUGGGUUGAAUGCUAAUGAUGAUGAUGAAUGGACUUAUUAUGGAGUUGGUCGUACUGACGGAAUUGAAGCUGGGGAAUUUGCACCCAUCUUGUUCAAACACAAGGAUUUUCUCGUAUUGGAAAACACAACUUUCUGGUUAAGUCCUACUCCUGGUAGGCCAAGUAAGGGAUGGGAUGCAGCUUUGGAGAGGAUUGUUACUAUGGUGACGUUUCAAAGCAAGCUCAAUCCAUUAAUUAAAUUCAAUGUUUUCAACACUCAUUAUGAUCAUCGCGGACAUAUUGCAAGGCGCAGGUCGUCGCAGUUGAUAGUUGACAAGAUGAAGAACUACAACGCAUAUCCCUCAUUUCUUUGUGGUGAUUUCAAUACUGAACCAAGAGACGAACCAUAUGGAAUUUUAACCGCUGCUGGGUUUAAAGAUAGUAGAAUUUUGAUUGAUAAACGAUUUUCCUAUGGGCAUGAAACUACAUUUACUGGAUUUGAUGUGACUAAUGAACCAUAUUCAAUUAUUGAUUAUAUUUGGUCUCCUUAUUUUACGAAGCAACAUUCGAUUAAGGAUAACCCUUAUGAGGAUGAAGCUGCCAAAGAGGCAUUGACAAUGAAUAACUUUUACAACUUGGAUCACCAUGAGUAUUAUUCAAUUGUGUUGAAACAAUUUGGUAUAUUGAGUAAUUUCUUGAAAGGUUUCCAUUUUUCUGAUCAUAGACCAGUAGUGGCUACUUAUGAAAUUGAAAGGACAAGAUUAUUUUAG